AUGGAGCCGGUGCUGAAAGUGCCGGGCCGCGAUCGCUUGCUGCUCAAGGACCUGGAGCACGUGAGGAUACAAUCAGUUGACCGCCUAGCCUGGCAGAGGCUCUCCACUGUCGAGCAAUUGGCAUUGUCCCAGUACUUGCACGAGAGCCCGGACAAGAAAUCCUGGAAAGUGCCCAACAGCAGCAGCCGGAUUGGCUUCAAUGACCAGGGGGUCUUCCUGCACCAGGAGCAUGCUAAGCGCUUCUUUGGCAUGCUGGAGCACAAAGCGACGCACCUCGUGUCAUCCGUGCCGACAUCAGAGGCGAUACCACGCUUCUUCCGGCCUGAGAAAGAGACGCCCAUGCUGGAAUCACUGGAAAAGAAGGUCGUGACGAUUAGUGAUGAGAUGAGGAAGCAGGUGCUGCGAAGCACCUUCCGGGCAGCCGACACGAACGGCAACGGCACCCUCAGCAAGCACGAGGUCGGUUCGCUGAUGCGGCGCUUGAUUGUCACGGUGACGGCGGCAGAUGUGGAGAUGCUGAUGCAGGAGGCAGACUCGAAUCGGGAUGGCAGCAUCGACUAUGAGGAGUUUGUGACCUGGAUGAUGAUCACUCACCGGGGCUUGAUCAGCAGCAAGCUCCAAGAGGAGCUAGGUUCUGCCUCGGAUGUGGUCAGGGCCUCCUUCCGCGCCUGGGACAACAACGGCAACGGCUUGAUCUCCAAGGCGGAAGUUCAGAGAAUCCUCUGCGACGCCUGCAAGAUGAGCCCAAAGGAGGUCGAGAUUCUUUGCACCGUCAUGGACGCAGAUUCUGACGGGCAUGUCGACUAUGACGAAUUCGUGGCUUUUCUGUAUCCGCAAGAUAGAUGA
Molecule: messenger RNA, 846 nt
Organism: Effrenium voratum
Lineage: Eukaryota; Dinophyceae; Suessiales; Symbiodiniaceae
Source: the annotation of a GenBank genome assembly